Messenger RNA from Anneissia japonica, 1511 nucleotides. RefSeq lists its product as uncharacterized. Lineage: Eukaryota; Metazoa; Echinodermata; Crinoidea; Comatulida; Comatulidae. Bases 114 to 1490 code for a protein of 458 amino acids. The record is from RefSeq and is a predicted model, not a curated record. The transcript has a single exon.
CUUUAGAAGCAAAUAUUUGUCAGAAAAGAGAUUUGCAAACACGUUUGCCAUUCGUUUUGUGCUAGGGUUGUUCAUGGCCUGACAUCUUAAUGGACUAGUUCAAGAUAUUCACAAUGUUUAUUUUCUCACGAAGGAAGUGGUGUACAUUUAAAAGGAUUAUCUUAUUUUUGGUGAUUCUAUGUAAUUUUCGACUUAUUAUUUGGUUGAGUUCAAAUGAAACUAUUCUUAGGAAUGGACAGCUAAAAGCCCUUUUUUCAAGUGGAAGGAACUUUCUCGACAAUAAUGUCCACAUGCCUACCGCACAACCGAAUUGUAGUGUUCAGAAUUCAAGUGACGAAGACGAAGAAAGUUGUUUUUUAAAAAACAAACUACUGUGUGAAUUCAUGCCAACGAUACACUCCGUAUUUGCCGACUAUAGAGAAAAUCGAGUAGUGUUUAUAGGAAUUACAUAUUUUGGAAACAACUGGAGUACGAAAUCAUUUUUAUGUGAAUUUCCAAAUGGGAACAGAACGGUAACUGAUGCAAUUUUAAACGAUGGUCGAAGUUUUGGAGCAACUCCUCAAUAUGUUUUGGUAAUCACAUGUCCAUUUCCAGACGAGUUUUUGAAUUCAUCAUUUUUUUCUCAACAGAGAUUUUAUAUUAAUUUACGAAGGAAGGAAUUGCCGUCAGUCGCCUAUGUUAAAAUUCCAAUAUGUGCUUCCCAUAAAACAUUAAACGAGAAGAAAAAGCACUCGUUAAUCAUUUGUACAAUGGCAAAGGAUAUGGAUCAUUUCUUUCCAACGUGGUUGGAUUUUCACCUUCAUAUAGGAGUUGACCAUGUUUAUAUAUACGACAAUUCUAAAAGAGGGAGUUUAUCUAACGCAUUAAGUAGGUAUUUAGCCAAUGGGUUCGUGUCGGUCAUUCCCUGGGCGCAUGAACACACACCAUGGAAAACCUAUUUAGAAGUCCAGAUAGCCCAUGAGAAUGAUUGUGUGUGGAGGAAUAAACACACAUCAGAGUGGAUAAUUAAAAUUGACGUAGAUGAAUUUCUACAACCUAUGAAUCCAGAUAAGCCAUAUAUAACCGACUACAUUAACAAUUAUACAUUAACAAAUAUCGGGUGUCUUAAAGUACAAAGCUGGUUUUUCGGAUCAAACGUCCAGAAUUGGAAUUCAAUGACAGUAAUAGAAAACAACCGAUGGCGAGUGAAAGCACCGACAGCCGUUAAUAAAGGGCGUGACAAGUGUAUUAUUAAGCCUAAAAAUGUUCAUUAUUUCAAAAUACAUCAUAUCAAAUUGGGUGGUGACACCCUAACACUUGACCCAUACAAUGAGCUCCGCCUCGCUCACUACAGGUCGUCCAAUCCGAUACAUAGGCGCUUCCAUUUAAAUUACAGUGUUAAAGAUUUAAGUGUGCUAAGGAUAUGGAAACAAAUUAAUGACUGCAAAAGACAUGAUAUAGAAUGUAUGAAUUUAGAUCGUAAAUGGAGUAGUAAAAUUGCUGAAAAUUAAAAAAAAUCGUCCAUAAGAAAA